Messenger RNA from Osmerus eperlanus (European smelt), 2929 nucleotides. It is a transcript of the gene clic1, whose product is annotated as chloride intracellular channel 1. Lineage: Eukaryota; Metazoa; Chordata; Actinopteri; Osmeriformes; Osmeridae. The record is from RefSeq and is a predicted model, not a curated record. The coding region runs from base 160 to 888 and encodes 242 amino acids. The transcript has 7 exons.
CAAAAGAAUCUCAUGGUCUGUCCCGAAACCCACCAGGGUCAGGAAAUGGAGGAAUAAAGUCGUAUCGUAGGGUGGAGAAACAGACAUACAGGGCGGUCGUACCACUCCAAACAGUCAGAUCGAGACUGAGAUUUUUGUGCGACAAGACUUGCUACAAAGAUGAGUGACGAAAAUCGACCGCAGGUUGAACUUUUCGUAAAGGCGGGCAGUGACGGCCAGAGCAUCGGCAACUGUCCUUUCUCCCAGCGGCUGUUCAUGGUGCUGUGGCUGAAAGGAGUCACCUUUAAUGUCACCACAGUGGACAUGAAGAGGAAGCCAGACAUCCUGAAGGACCUGGCCCCUGGGGCCCAGCCUCCUUUCCUGCUGUACGGGACGGAGGUGAAGACCGACACCAACAAGAUAGAGGAGUUCCUGGAGGAGAACCUGGCCCCUCCCAAGUAUCCUCGUCUGGCGGCCCAGAACCCAGAGUCCAAUACGGCCGGGCUGGAUGUGUUCUCUAAGUUCUCAGCCUACAUCAAGAACUCAAACCCCCAGCUCAACGACAAUCUAGAGAAAGGCCUGCUGAAGGCUCUGAAGAAGCUGGAUGACUACCUCGGCUCUCCACUUCCUGACGAGAUCGACGAGAAUAGCGCAGAUGAUGUCACUUCCUCUUCCCGCCCCUUCCUGGACGGCCAGGCGCUGACGCUGGCUGACUGCAACCUGCUGCCCAAGCUGCACAUCGUCAAGGUGGUGUGUCUGAAGUACCGAAGCUACGCCAUCCCUCGCUCCCUGGCUAACCUGUGGCGGUACCUGGAUGCAGCCUACGCCCGUGAGGAGUUCUCCUCCACCUGCCCCAACGACGCCGAGAUCCACAUGGCCUACGCCUCCGUGGCCAAGGCUCUCAAGUAGAGCCGAGGAGGGGGGGGGGGUAGGGGAGGGAGGGGUGGGGUCAGCUAGUGAGACAUGAACAUUAGCAGAACACACACACAUACUGUAAAUACCCACCCACGAACACAAUCUAAAAACUACAGCCUUGACUGUGCCGCAGGUGUCAAUAGUUGGAAACAUUUCACCGGCUGUUUGUGGCUUUGUUGGCCCUGAGUCUAACUCUGGUUCUAGUUACAUAUCCAUGCUCCUGCUUCCCUCAGUAACCUACUAGAUGAAGCUGUUAGUAGGACCAUAGAUCUUAUGGCUGUUUGUAUUUUAUUCUUUAGCUAAUCCCUCACUGCUUAUAAUGCCAAGUUGUGCUUAAUAGCCCCUCGGUCUAAGUAAAUCUAGUGGAAAGAUAUCUGUCAGACGAGGUGACCCAGAGCACACCAGCUUAACUAGUUCGAGAUGUGUCUGCAUUUGCAACAUUACACAACAGAGAUGCUUUUUACGAAACAAGACUGUUGACAUUGUGGCUCUGAAGGGCGGCAAUAAAAAGACAAUAGUUUUAGUGAGAGUGUCAAGACUUCAAAGCAUGUUUAGGGUUGUUGUUUGUCCUUCGUGACUGAAAGCUUGAGAGAGAGACGAGGGGAAAGCUCAUCUUUAGCGUUGGUUGGGGCGGAGGAAUCGCUCUCAACAUGCCCAAGACAGGAAAUGGUUUCAACAGACCUCAGCUUCCUAUUUUCUGUCCUUGUAGCGCAAGAAAAGGAAUAUUUUUUGACCAUCUGUUGUGAGAUUGCCAUGCCAAGUUAAAUGACCUGCUUACCCAGUUCAAAGUGAAGGAUCAUGUUUUUUAGUGAGAGAAACUAUAUUGCAGUGUUACUCCGGGAGAAAUUAUGGUUAUUGUUGCUUAUUUGUGUGAUCUGGAGUUUAUUAAGAAGAGUUUGACUUAAGUCAUAUGUUUGAUUCGCCUUCAAGGGAAAUAACCAUGCAGAGUCAUGCAGACAAACUGUUAUUUUUAUACAGUCCUGACCAAAUUAUUUAUGAAGAUGUAUAAUUUAAUUAUUAUUAAAAUGAAUUUAAAAGCAGAUUCAGCUUAAGGACUGAAGUGGUUGAUUCAGUAAUCGGUCGCAUGCUGCCAGAUUAGUUGCGCUGAUACAGAAUGAAAGGAUGACGUGCUAGCCGUAAAAUAGCUAGCACGUGAAGGGUUGUGGGUCGGUUUUAUUCAUGUGAUGAGGGUUACAACAACAAACAAACGUCCUCUCCACAAAUCAUGCGUUGCACACAGUUAGAAGAAGUCAUUGGGGAAAUAACUGGAACUGUUAGUUGUCUUUAGACUGUAAGUGUUGGUCGUUCGUUUGUUAAUUCAUUUGAAUCACAGUAAGGGAUUUUGUAAAGAAGAAAAAAAAAGUUUCACCUAAGUGCAAUUCACAUAAUUGAAGAUUACAAACUUCACAUCAGUUUCAGUUUUGUCUGUUUUUAUAGUUUUACAAAACAAUAUGGGACAUAAGAACACCCUGUUGACCCAUAACAUGUUGUCCAAUCCAGCCACUGGCAUGACUGUUACAUCUGUUGCUGCAGUUAGUAAUAAAUAUCUGUACAACAAGGCCAACUUUAACUGGGCAAUUACCUCUAGCUCUGCUGUUAACAGCUAUGUGUUGAAAGGGACCAAGUCUGUAGAAUUUCAAAGCUGUUGUUUUAUUUUAGUUAUCUUUGUACCGGUUAUAUCGACUUUAUUAUACUGUAAGACUAGAUAUGACGUCACUUCAGGGACUUUUAUACGGCUCUUAACUUCUUCUUGGUUAGCGCACACUCCCUGACACUUCAUUUUCCUUUUGUUUUUCUUCCUUUGUUUAAUUCUCUCUCUCGGUUUCAUUAUUUGUUCACCUCUCUUAACCUGUAUUUUGCUGCUUCCCUAGUAUGUAACGUAUUCCCUUACUCUGGUUAUAGGCCCUUGUGUGACCUUCUGUUGCAGGGUCAACUUUUUUAGGUGAAUAAUAACUACAAUCAAAUCUUAUUUUUUAUCUUGUUUUUAACCAUCUCUUAAAGACGUUUCCCAAACUUUUAAUAAAGAUGUUACAUU